AUGUCCAGCCCGGCUAAAAAGCGCAAGCGCAAUGGAGAUUCAUCGCAGACGCGCAGUAUUGAGUCCUUCUUCAGGGGUCAAACGACCCGACAGACCGCCGAGACCGACGUCACCGAGCAGACCCUCUCGGAUGAAGCUCUUGCGCGCAAGCUCCAGGCCGAGUGGGAUCAAGAAGCCAAUGCCCAUGCUUCAAGCUCAGAAAAUCCACAGCCAACGAUAGCGACUCCCAACACGGAUGUAUCUACGUCAGCACUUCCAAUACCGCCAGAACCAACUCCAGUGGCGCCGGUGACGCCGAAGAAGAACACACUAUCUUUGCAAUCCUCUGCAGGCACAGAGGAUACAAUAUCGCAAACUGUUCCCUUUGAUCAAAGCCCCCAGACCUUUGACGCGGGUAAAUUUGUAGCAGAGCUGCGGUCGCAUUGGGCCACCGAGGGCGGCGAUGCUUCCUACGCCUUGCUGACGAGGGCCUUUGUGCUUGCCAACGCCACCACCAGUCGAAUCAGGAUUGUCGAUACGCUGGUAAAUUUCCUUCGGGUUCUGAUAGAGGGGGACCCGUCGAGCCUCCUUCCAGCGGUGUGGCUGGCAACCAACUCCAUUUCUCCGCCAUACGAUGAGUUGGAACUAGGCUUGGGAGGCUCCGCUAUCUCUAAGGCCCUGAAAAAGAUCUACGGCCUUGACAAUCAAGGGCUCAAAACCCUGUAUGACAGACAUGGAGAUGCAGGUGAUGUCGCCUUCGAAGCUAAAAAACGCCAGGCCUUCACUCUGGUCAAGCCGAAGCCGCUCAAGAUAAAAGGAGUGUAUCAAUCACUAAUGAAGAUUGCCAUGAGUAAAGGCUCGGGGAGUCAGGAGAACAAACAACGCAUCGUCGAGAAGCUGUUACAGGAUACGCGGGGCGCCGAGGAGAGCCGAUAUAUUGUUCGAACUCUGGUCCAGAAUCUGCGGAUUGGCGCUGUCAAAACAACCAUGCUUAUCGCUCUUGCGCGAGCCUUCCUCUACUCCAAACCUCCGGAUGCUGAGUUUGCGAUUCAGCCACACCCCGCCCUAGCGCGUCUGAAAAAGGAUGAGCUAGCCGAACUCUAUAGCAAUGCGGAGGAGAUAAUGAAGGCGUCUUAUGCCAGACACCCAAAUUACAACGAUCUGGUACCAUGCUUACUAGAGAUCGGGGUCACGGAAGAGCUUUUAGUGCGGUGUGGCCUGGCGCUGCACAUUCCAUUGAGGCCGAUGUUGGGCAGCAUUACCCGCGACCUUUCGGAGAUGCUCACGAAGCUUCAAGGCAGGCAUUUCAGCUGCGAGUACAAGUAUGACGGGCAACGGGCGCAGGUCCACUGCGACGACCAAGGGAAGGUAUCCAUCUUCUCCCGCCACCUCGAACUCAUGACCGAGAAGUACCCAGAUCUUGUGUCUCUGGUGCCUCAAAUCCGGGGAGAGAGCGUCUCUAGCUUUAUCUUGGAGGGGGAGGUGGUUGCCGUGGAUCAUGAGACAGGCGAUCUUCAGCCAUUCCAGGUUCUCACCAACCGGGCAAAGAAGAAUGUCGACAUCGGUGCCAUCACAGUCAAUGUGUGUCUGUUUGCAUUUGACCUGAUGUACCUCAACGGCGAGUCACUGCUGGACCGGCCGUUUCGCGAACGGCGCGAACUUCUCCGCAGCCUCUUUGUCGAGAUUCCCAACCGAUUCACGUGGGUCAAGAGUCUUGAUGCGACAUCUGCAGAUUCCGAGACAGUACUCGAGUUCUUCAAGGGCGCGACAGAUGCCAAGUGCGAAGGAAUCAUGGUCAAGGUCCUCGACAAUGCAUCGAGGCCCAAUGCCAACCCAAUUCCUGCUGACGCUGAUACCACCGAACAAGUCAUUCCAGUCGAGCCAUCUUCAGACCCCAAGGACAACACCGCGCCCAAAGAGAAGGAAAAGGGCGGCCGACGCAAGGCACUCCUCUCGACCUACGAACCCGACAAGCGACUUGAGUCCUGGUUGAAAGUGAAGAAAGACUACAGCACAUCAUCCGAGACACUAGACCUCAUCCCGGUGGCAGGCUGGCACGGCAACGGGCGCAAAGCGAAAUGGUGGUCCCCGAUCCUGCUGGCCGUGCGCAAUCCCGAAACAGGGGCGUUGGAAGCCGUGACAAAGUGCAUGUCAGGGUUUACAGACAAGUUCUACCAAGCCAACCGGGACAAAUACACCGAGGGCAGCGCGAACGUCAUCGCGCGGCCCAGCUACGUCGAGUACUAUGGAGCACCGGACGUAUGGUUCGAGCCGCAGGAAGUGUGGGAGAUGGCCUUUGCAGACAUCACACUAAGCCCGACAUACCCCGCUGCCAUUGGGUUGGUCAGCGAAGAGCGGGGCCUGAGUCUGCGGUUUCCGCGGUUUCUUAAAGUCCGCGAGGACAAGUCGAUCGACGAGGCAAGCUCAUCAGAUUACCUUGCACUGUUAUGGGAAAAGCAGGGUGAGCGAGCAAAAGUAGAGGAGGGCCCAGGGAAACAGGAACAGCUGGGCUGGCAGGAGGAGUGA
This is a messenger RNA of Penicillium alfredii, 2505 nucleotides long. RefSeq names its product putative DNA ligase I. The record is from RefSeq and is a predicted model, not a curated record. The coding region runs from base 1 to 2505 and encodes 834 amino acids. Gene Ontology annotation, biological process: lagging strand elongation; DNA recombination; mitochondrial DNA repair. Gene Ontology annotation, molecular function: ATP binding; DNA binding; DNA ligase (ATP) activity. Gene Ontology annotation, cellular component: DNA ligase III-XRCC1 complex. The transcript has a single exon. Lineage: Eukaryota; Fungi; Ascomycota; Eurotiomycetes; Eurotiales; Aspergillaceae.